AUGCCGCGCCACGUGGUCGCGCCGAUGGGCGCAUCUUCCCGCGGCGGCGACCGCCGGAGUCGAAGCCCGAGCGCGCAUAGUAGCGCUCAGAGCGCUCCCGCAGGAUCUCCUCUGCUCGGUGAAAGCGGGUGGCGGAAAGACGAGCCUGCGGACGACUCUCCGCGCGCGGAUUUUGUUGACGGCGAAUUCGUGGAGCGGCAGGUUCCGCCAGAGGAGGCGGUGCUGGAAGAGAUGCUUGGCGCGCCUGGUGUGGGAGGCGGCGGGCGGAACGGCGGAACUCCGGCGGAGACGCUUGCGCGGAUCACGGCGCGGUUCGGGGCGAGGGACCUUGCGACGGAAGCGCCGCGGCUGUUACAAUCAACAAUUGCUCGCGGAGAAGAAAUCGCGACUGCAGCAGCCGCGGAAGAGGCGGAGGUGCGCGGAGAGUUCGUCGCGGAGGGCGCGGAGGGCGCUGUGGGCGCAGAGGGAGCAGAAAGCGGAAUGUACGAGGGCCUACUGGAAGCGGUGAUCCGCGCGCGACCGGCGCGCGAAACAGCGGGAGCGCAUGAAGGAGGCGGAAGCGGCGGUAUCACUACGAGCCGCGGAGCGGCGGAGAGGGGAGGGAUGAUGCUGGCGGAAAUUGCGCCGUGGGGGAAGGCCAAGAUGGCGGAAGCAUCAUUAGCGGAGCUUGAGGCGUCAAUAUCUGCGCUACAGGCAUCCCUGCUACCGCAACAGCAACACCAGCCCCAGGCGCGGCACGAGCAGGAGGACGAGGCGACGGCGAGCGGAAAAGGGAUCUCCGCGCAAUCGCACAACGAGGGGAGCGAAAGUACGAAACCGUUCGGCCAAACCCUAAACUCGGAGAGCAAAAGCACGAUUGUGGGCGGAGCCAAUUUGCAGAAUGACGAUUGUCGGCAAUAUCUAGGUUUCAAUUCUCAUUCGCAAUCGAUAGGCCAACAUUUCAAGUCCGCCGGCAAGUCUUAUGAGCCCCCUUCCGGCGCUGCUGCAUGGGCGCACGAGCAUUGCGCCGCUUUUGUGGCUGACGAAGCCGCCGCCGCAGUCGGUGACAAUGCGCGCGGAGAUGUGGCGGAAUCGGCGGAAGCCGCGCGGCCCCUGCGGCUGCUCUCCGCGGUGGACCCGAAUCAAGAGGCAAUGGUCGCGCUCGCCGCUUCCGCGUCCCCCCCAGGCGCGCCCCUCGCCAUUCCGCUGCUGCAGCCCAGUCUCUUCUCUGCGAAACGCGCUCCCUCGCGGGGCAACUCCUUCAGCGCGAGCCUCGGCGCCACCAACGCGCGGCACGCGGCGGCGGAAAGCGCCGCGCUGCGCGCGCCAAAUGGGGGCGGCAGCGGCGUCGGCGGUUCUCCCGCGCGCGCAGGCAUCGGAGGCGGCGCCGCGGUGAUGACAACAACGCAUGCGACUCACGGCCAGAGUUUCGGCCUUUCGCACGGCGGUGGCAGUGGCGGCGGCGGCGGCGGCGGCGGGGGCGGGGGGGCGAGCGGCGGGGGUGGCGGGGGGCAUGCGAUCGUCAUUCCCGCGAACCUAUCAACCUUCUCCUCCUCCUUCGACGCCUCCACGCUGUCCCCCUCUUCCACCGCAAUUCUCGGCACUCUUCCCGCCCUCCAGCCCUCAAAUUUGAACCCUGCCCGGUGCGAUCCUGCGUGCUUUGCAGUGCAGCCAUCAGUAGGAGCAGCAACAGCAGCAGCAGCUGUGCUGAGUUCAGAAUCUGGCCUUGUGCAAGGUGCUCCUUCAGAAGGGUGCAUGGUGUGUGGGUGUGGGUUGCAAGGAGGAGACGUACAGGUGGUGAUGGGGGUGAUAGGACGUGCCUGCUCUACCUGCCUCGCCUUCAACGAGCCUGCCUUUGCCGAUUCUACCUUUGCCGAGCCUGUCUUCGCUGAGGGUGAUGCCUCUGCCGAGGCUGUCUUUGCCGGGGCUAUCUCUGCCGAGGCUAUGGACUGGCAGCAACACUCUCGGCUGUGGCAGCAGUUUCAGCCGCAGCACCACCGUCAGCAGCAGCAGGAAGAGGAGAAGCGACCUUUCCCAUAUGCACCUGGAUUCGCUUCUAGGCCUUUGAUUGGUGCUUCUGCUGCUGCUGCUGCUGCUGCUGGCGGUUCUGCUGGUGGUGGUGCUGGUGGUAAUGGCGCUGGUGCUGCUGCUGCUGCUGGUGGCGCAGGUGGUGGUGGUGGUGCUGAUGCUGCUGCUGCCUCUCGUGGUGGUGCUGGCGCAGGGGCUCCCGACCCCUUUUUCCUUCUUCCACCUCUGCUCCCCUCCUCUCCACCUCCCUCUCCAACCCCCUCUGCUUCGCUGAAGCUUGCAGUUCCGCACCUAUGGUUCCGGCUCGGCGGUCCCGGACCUGUGGGGUUUCCCAAACCUCCGACCUUACAGACGUACCGCCGUCCAGCAGCCAUGGAUUACGCCACGGAGGGUCACCGCCAUCCCCGGCGGUCCCUUCAGCUUGACCAACUCGAGCGUCUGUCACACAACCCGAUACUACAAAGCUCGUUAUACUCACCAUACGCGGCGCAGAUCUCCCGUCGCCGCCGCUCGCUCGACGCAACAAUCCACUCCGCACACCCUCAACAGCACCAGCAGCAACAGCCGCAGCAGCAGCAGGAGUAUCUGGGCCGUCCGAUCUACGUGCCGUGUCGUGAGAGCAGCGUGCACGCGCAUCCCGACGCGGAGAUCUCCCAACACAGCUCCGAAAGCGGCGACGAGGUUUGCUCAGGACAGAGCCUCGUUGCUAAGACUACUUUUAAGAGUACACUUGGUGCUGCUACUGCUACUGCCGCUGUCACUACCGGUCUUCAACGGCCGCAAACGGCGGCCGGCAUCAUAAACGACCCUUUCCCGCCGGAAGCGGCGUACUUCCCAGCAAGGGACCGCGGCGCCACAGAUUACAUGAACGUCGACGAGCCUGCGCGCUUCGGCGGAAUGGUGAAUACUCCCGCCAACUUCGGCGCAGCUUCCCCUUGGAUUUUUGCCGCUGCUGUUCCCGCUGCUGCCAGGGCCGACACUAAAGCGCGCACGCCGCCGGCGCCGGGCGCGGGGGGCGCGGCCAACCGGCGGCUCCGCGCAAACAGCGCGACCCUUCCAGCGGCGUUUGGAGGGGACCUGGAGGCGGCGGAGUGGGUGGAUUGGUCGAACGUGGAUUGCGCGUUCCAACCCGACGGGCUCAUGCAGGCGCGAGCCGCCAUGAUCGAGCAGUGCCGGCAGAACUCGCGGCGUGCGCCUUUGGGCGCGUCGGUUCCGAUGAUGGCGGAUUAA
This is a messenger RNA of Closterium sp. Naga37s-1, 3237 nucleotides long. NCBI's taxonomy places the organism in Eukaryota, Viridiplantae, Streptophyta, Zygnematophyceae, Desmidiales, Closteriaceae. The record is from the annotation of a GenBank genome assembly.